Messenger RNA from Dermacentor albipictus, 3764 nucleotides. Its product is annotated as tumor protein D52. Gene Ontology annotation, cellular component: cytoplasm. The record is from RefSeq and is a predicted model, not a curated record. Lineage: Eukaryota; Metazoa; Arthropoda; Arachnida; Ixodida; Ixodidae.
CUGUGCUCCGGUACAACGAUGCCGUCGGCGUGCCUUUCCUCCUCGUCGCGGUGACCGCGUUCCGUGCGUACAGCGCUGCUGCCUGCCUGGGAGCCGCUCGCUCGCUCGCCACGUCGAGCGCUGGUGGACCGUCGUGCGGGACGGAGUAGCAGCAGCAGCAGCAGCGAAGUCGGUUCUUCAAGCGGCCGCCGUCAUCUGGCUGGCCCGGGAAGAGCGCGCGCGCGUCGUCUGCGAGCAAGCGAGCGGCGCGGCGCUCCGCAUGCAUGGACCGCGCCGGGGCCGUGACGUAUGAGGAGGACCCGUACCUGCCCGACUGCAAGGGCGGCGAGGAAGAGUCACCCGCGUACGACUCGGGUCAGGACCUCGGACAGGUGGGCGCGACUGACCCUACGCUCGACGACGAAGGGCGCAGUCUCCUCAGACUGGCAGCCGGCGAGGAGCUUGAGGAGUUGCACCACGAGAACUUCUUUGAUGCGAGUGCUGACGUGAAAACAACCGACGCAACUCCAGACAGUGGAGUGCAUGACCUGUCGGGAAUGGACCCUGAAGAAAAGGCUCGCCAAGAGGCUGUGCUGAGGGAUGAGCUGGCACAGGUGGAGGAAGAGAUCCAGUCCCUGAGGACUGUGCUGGCAACCAAGGUGGCCAGGUCUCAGGAGCUGAAGCGCCAGCUGGGCAUCAGUGUCUGGAAGGAGCUCAAGGAUGACAUGGAGCAGGGUAUCAAGAACAUCCAGGACACUGCGGCGUUUAAAGAUGUCAGUGGGAAAUUGGUCGAAUGGAAUGCUGCUAUCGCAAGUGCUCCCAUUCAAAAUUUCCCGGGCCUCUUUAACUCUACCACUUAUCAGAAGACCAGCGCUACUAUCAAGACAGCCGGAGAGAAGACUACCACAGCUCUUGGAAGCCUCGGUGCCAGUGUCUCCAAGAAGCUGGGGGAGAUGAAGAACUCCACCACUUUCAAGUCAGUUGAGGAGAAAGUUGGUUCGGUCUACACCAACGUGAAGUCCAAGGUGUCGUCACGAAGCAGCAGUGUCAACAGCUUUGAAGACGCACUCAACAGCCAUGCAAGCAAUACUUCUGUCUCAGCAACACCUGCAACGAGCCCCAUUUCCGAGGAAAAGAAGCCGCUGUCCUAAAAGCGGCUGGGUAAUAAUUGUUCGGGGUGAACUUUGGCUUUCCCCAAUUUUUUCCCUCUUAAAAUCUCUUCCCAAUGUGGACGGCCCUGCUUGCAGUCCCUAUUCUUGGUCUACAAAGUGAACAGUGUAUUAAAACAAAAAUGGCUUAGAGAAAGCAUCCAAACCCCGUCGAAUGUUUGCAGCAACAGUUGUAAGUGGCAGAGGUGCAGCUCUCGGUGCACAAGUGGCUGUUGUUGUAUGUCCUGAACAGCAACGGCGAAUAGCAGCUAUGCAUCCGGAGAACAACACAUCUGCCUGUCUGCUUCUGGAGUAAAGCGUCUAAAGCUGUAAAACAGCGAGUUUGAAAUAUUCCCUGGCAUUCAUUUAGGCGUUGUCACCCCAUGGAAAAGAAAUGGCUGCAAUGUAAUAAACUCAACUCUGGCACCACAUGCCUUAGCGUUUGGGGCCCGUGUCCUUGCUUGUCCUGCAAUCUAUAUAUAUACAUAUAUAUAUAUUUACAUAUAUUUUUAUGUGCACAGAGUGAUUGAAGAGAGUGGAUGGCAGAUGAAAGAUUUGGAAAAAGAUGAAGACGUUCCGACUGUGUACCUUUUCUGUCUCCUAGUUGCAUGUGUACGUUUUGUUUCUCCUCGUGCGUAGUAAACCCGUGAUUGAUGACGUGCACACUUGUUGUGUUUGCCGUAUUUGCCAUGUGCGUAAUGCACCAGUCUAGGUGUACGUCUUAACCGGUGCAUGACCAUUCCCGGUUAUACGAUAGCUACACUUAUCUGCAGUGAGCUGAUGCAGAGAUGCUAGCAUGAAGUUCCUGGAAUUGUAGCUCAGUGUUAAAGGCCAAUUUGCAACAGAAUUUUGAACUGCAUGAAAAAGUCUAGUUUCGGACAGUGUAUCAAUAAAGCAGCCUCUAUGCAAAAUGCCAUGUUAGAAAUUAAGCAUGCAAAAAUAGACUUUCUUGAAGGGAAAUAAUAAAAAAAAGCAAUACUCGCCAAAAGUGAUGCAUGAUGCAAAGCGUUCAGAACCAGGGCAGCUGCCUGCAGUGUGGUGAAAAAUUUUGGAGGCAACAUGUUGAAAUUUACAUUGUAUCUACUAAUCACCAGGUGCAAUUGUCUGCUUAGGUGCUAUUUAAAGGCUGCUGAUAAUAAAAUCUGAUGAUCACCAGCCCUGCAGCUUUGCCAAGAUCUCUUCGAUAGCUUGUGCUGCUAAUUUCGAACAAGCGUACUCAAUGUGAUUUUUCAUUUUAAUAGGGCUUAGUGGAACCUACACAGUGGCUUGGCAAUGAGGCUGCCACUAGUCAUUACCUUGAACACAGCUUCACAUCAAUUUUUACUAAAAGUCGGCUCAGCACUGUAAUCCUUAAACUAUGUGAAAUAUCAAGCAGAUUUUUUUUUUCACUUGGUUGAAGGCUUGCUUGAAAAUGUACUUGUGGCUGCCUUUAUAAUGUGUAUUCGUUUUUUACCUAUUUGCAUUGUGAUAUGUCAUACAGCAAACAUGUUUUCAGUGUUUUACAAUGCAACUUCCUGCAAUACUUUUAGAGCAAUGAGUAAAUGACAGUGCUUUGCAUAGAAAACUUGCUAAAUUUCAGUAAUGUUUGAAUGUAGCAGUGACAAUUAGUAAAAUGCUUUCGCCAAAUUUGUACCUCGAGGAACUUUGGAAAUAUGUAAAUAAUGAAGUUAUACUCCACUGUGUGACAAAUUUGUGAUGAUCAGUUAACUUCAGAAAUUUGAUAAUGCUAUCCAGAGGUGGUGCGAGUUAAUACAGAAGAGAUUGACAAAAAAUAUCUGAGUUUUUGAGCUGUACUUGUUUUCAGAUUUUCACUGCAGACUUUCAUUUUCAAAGAUGAGGUUCAUUGCUAUUAGAGUGCAUGACAUUUAAUUACAAAAGAAUGCCAGGAACUUCUGGGUAGCAUCUCUUAAUAUAGCAAUGAUAUUGAUUAUCAGCAGCUUUGUGUUGCAUUCUGGAGCAUAUUUCACUACUGAAGUGAGUGAAUCUCCUUUCAGGUACACAGGCAAGAAUGUGUGCACAAUAGGUGGGGCACUUUAAUAUCGAACACCUCCUGCAUGGCAAUCAUUGUGACCGUGAAACUUGUGGUCAAUUCACAUUACGCUCCUGAAGCCCUUAUUGAAAAGUUCUUUUUUAUGCAACAUUUGACGUGCUGAAAAACAGUACACACUAUUUCGCUGGUUCCUCUAUUUUUCUUAUUUGUAACUGCAAGUUCAGCGAUACGUCCUCAAAUUACUUCUUAUUAGAGUCAUAUUUUGGGAACUCUUUACAGGUUCUGUAUUGUUAUUUGAGUUAUUUUUCUCCCUGUGGCUGACUUUUGAAAUAUUGUGUAUGUUAAGACCUAAGUGUCCUGUACUUAAGUUUUGUGAAUCUGUCCUGUUAGAAAUACAAGCUGUAAAUGAACCUACGUUCCUUUAGAAGGUUUCUUUGUCACUGAUUAAUUUCUGAAGUAAGAUUGGAAAUAGGGAAGGGUUGGGGGAUGGGGAGUGCACGUAUGGACCGUGGAACUUGUCUGGUGCUGUUAGGCAUGUUGUUCCAGUGUAUCAUAAAGAUGAAGAUGACAGCAUUAGUGACUCAUUGGAUUUAUGUUUGGAAUCGCUCUGUAAAAAAUGAUAAUAAAACUUCUUUGGUGUAUCCCUA